This is a messenger RNA of Eriocheir sinensis (Chinese mitten crab), 2344 nucleotides long. RefSeq lists its product as uncharacterized. The record is from RefSeq and is a predicted model, not a curated record. Gene Ontology annotation, cellular component: membrane. Gene Ontology annotation, biological process: calcium ion import across plasma membrane. NCBI's taxonomy places the organism in Eukaryota, Metazoa, Arthropoda, Malacostraca, Decapoda, Varunidae. Gene Ontology annotation, molecular function: calcium channel activity.
GGAGACAGAAAGAGGCAAAGAGAUGGGGAAUGUUAAGGUCUUCUAAUUAUCAUAUCCACGAAGCCCCACCCCCAACCUCCUACCACCUACCUCCUUUUCCUCCUCCUCUUCUUCAGGCCACCAACGCCCCCAAGGCCAUCUUCCUCGUUUCCAACCUGCUGAUCAUGCUGUGUGUGCCGUGCCGCAUCUCCUACUACUUCAGCGUGGAGAAGGACCCCGUCCUUAGGAUCAUCGAGGACGAGCUGCUCUCCUACGCCGUGGCUGGCUCUUGGUUCAUGAUGAUGUUCUUCGCUGGCGCCCUCAAGCUUACGGGGCCGUUCGUGGUGAUGAUCUACAAGAUGAUCUCCGGGGACAUGUUCACCUUCAGCAUCAUCUACGGCAUCAUGCUCCUCGGGUUCUCGGAGGCUUUCUACUUCCUCAACAAACACCCCAAGAUGGACAAGGACAGCAAAUACGCCUCCUACAGGUCCACGUGGAUGGCGCUCUUCCACAUGACCCUCGGAGACUAUGAUUACAACGCCAUGGACCUGAACAUCUACAGCGGGAUGAGCAAGUUUGUGUUCCUGGUGUUCACGAUCAUGCUGCCCAUUAUGCUGCUCAACAUGCUGAUCGCUAUGAUGGCCAACACCUACAGCACCGUCAUCUCCAUGUCUGAGAAGGAGUGGGUCAAGGCGUGGGCCAAGAUCGUGAUAGCCCUCGAGCGCGCUAUAUCUCAGGAGAAGGCCAAGGACUACCUCUACAUGUACAGCCUUCCCCUGGGUGGCGGCGGCGACGGCGGGGAGGAGAGUCUUGGCGUGAUGGUCAUUAAGAGCAAGGACAAGACCAAGGCCAAGCAGCGGAAGGGCGCGCUUAGUAACUGGAAGCGCGUGGGUCGGGUCACCAUCGAUGCCCUGGCCCGGCGCGGCGUCAGCGGGGAGUUCCUUCGAAGGGAGAUGUGGGGCCUGCAGACGGCCGCCUCCACGCCUGUCAAGGGGCCGGCCAAGAAGAAGGGUUACGGCAAUCUGCUGGGCAUGGACGAUGGGCCGGGCACGGUGGACAUCAUGGGCGACGCUCUCACCCAGGCCCAGUUUGCCACGGAUGGCAACGUGGAUAACGACGAAAUGGAUGGCUUCGCCCUGACGGGCGCCAUCGACCAGCUGGCCUUCACGCACGACCUGGACUUCUCAGGCGACGGCUUGGACGACGACCCGCUGAAGCCUCAGGCGCCCGGGGGCAUGCCGGGCGGCGGGGUGCCCGGCGGCAACAGCCUGGUGCCUCCCAAAGCCCAUGCAGAGAAGAAGAAAAAGAAGAAAAAACGCGACAUGGACGGCCACAACAACCCGGCAUUCCUAGACGACGAGGAGCUGCUGUUGGCGGCGGCACUUGGUGGCGAAGGCGGCGGCGCCGGAGGCGCUGAAUCUGACGACUCAGACACCGACAUGUUGGAGGCGCGACGCCUCGCCCGGCCCAGGAUCGUGAUCCAGGCAGAGACGGAGGCGGCCGCUACAAUCGGCGUCAGUGUCCCCGCCCCCGCUGCCACAGUGAAGGGCAAGCCGCCGGUCAAGGCUCCGGGAGUUGCAGCCAGUAAGGACGCAAAGAAGACGCCCACCACCCCAGUGCCAGACCUAGGGCGGCCGCGUCUGCCCUCCGCCAAGAUCAGGAGAAUUGGCUCAGCUCGCAAGACCCCGGCGAGGUUCACCAUGACCUUCACAGAGAAGUACGAGGUGGUUACCCCGUCGCCCGGCGUGCCUCAGAAACAGACGUCGGCCGAGGGGCUGAGCGCGGCGCAGAGCGCUGCCGCCGACAAAGGACGGAAAGAGUCCAAGGACAAGACCAAAGACAAGGCCAAGGAAACGACUAAGGAGGUCAAGGCCAAGACAGUGGAUGAGGAACCCCCCGGUGCUGAGGGCCAGGAGGAGAGCGGCGACAAGUGGGCCGAGAAGAAGUCUCGGCGCAGCAGCAACAAAGUGGCGCCGUCAGAGGCCCCCGAGGCGAGUGGCGACGCACGAGCCCAGGACGACCUGAGCGUCGGCCUUGAGUCCGGGGCUGACUCGACCCGCGAGGAGGUGCGCGCCAAGGAGCGCGAGCGGCCCAAGACCUCGGUGGCCAGCCAGAAGAUGAACAGGCGGGCGACAGAAGACGUGGGGAACAUGAACAGCAUCCUGCCCUGGGACAACGAGGACGGCGACAUCAAGUAGAGAACAGGACCAUCAAGUGUGGCACAGCGAGGCCGGACCGUCAAGGAGAGGACAGCAGAGACGCGGACGUUAUGUUCACGAUGUGGAGGACAAAACGGUCAUAUUGAGGACAAUGAGAACAAUAACAUCGUGCGGGAACAGCGAGAACAAAGCCUUUAAGGUGACGG